Molecule: messenger RNA, 546 nt
Organism: [Candida] anglica
Lineage: Eukaryota; Fungi; Ascomycota; Pichiomycetes; Serinales; Debaryomycetaceae
Source: the annotation of a GenBank genome assembly
AUGGGUGUCUCUAUUUCCAAGUUGUUUUCAGGUCUUUUCGGCCACAAAGAAAUGCGUAUCUUGAUGGUUGGUCUUGAUGCUGCUGGUAAGACCACCGUUUUGUACAAGCUUAAAUUGGGUGAAAUCGUUACCACCAUCCCAACCAUUGGGUUCAACGUCGAGACCGUGGAGUACAAGAACAUCUCCUUCACCGUUUGGGAUGUCGGUGGACAAGAUAAGAUCCGUCCAUUAUGGAGAUAUUACUAUCAAAACACUCAAGGGAUCAUCUUUGUGGUUGAUUCUAACGAUAGAGAUCGUAUUGCUGAAGCUCGUGAGGAAUUACAACAGAUGUUGAAUGAAGAUGAAUUGAGAGACGCGUUAUUAUUGGUGAUGGCCAACAAACAAGAUUUGCCAAAUGCCAUGAAUGCUGCUGAAAUUACCGAAAAAUUGGGCUUACACCUGAUUAGACAAAGACCUUGGUAUAUCCAAGCCACCUGUGCCACAUCUGGUGAUGGGUUGUACGAAGGUUUGGAAUGGUUGAGUACCAAUUUGAAGAGCUCUACCUAA